This is a messenger RNA of Dioscorea cayenensis subsp. rotundata (Guinea yam), 1181 nucleotides long. Its product is annotated as protein IRON-RELATED TRANSCRIPTION FACTOR 2-like. Lineage: Eukaryota; Viridiplantae; Streptophyta; Magnoliopsida; Dioscoreales; Dioscoreaceae. The record is from RefSeq and is a predicted model, not a curated record. The transcript is spliced from 3 exons. Bases 38 to 811 code for a protein of 257 amino acids. Gene Ontology annotation, molecular function: protein dimerization activity; RNA polymerase II transcription regulatory region sequence-specific DNA binding; DNA-binding transcription factor activity, RNA polymerase II-specific. Gene Ontology annotation, biological process: regulation of transcription by RNA polymerase II. Gene Ontology annotation, cellular component: RNA polymerase II transcription regulator complex.
CAUGCUUCAAGCUUGAAACAAACCAAACUUUUCCACCAUGGUGGCUCUUUUUUCUCACCAGCCUUCAUCAACCCUUGGGUUGCAAUUAGAAGAAGCCAUGAUCCAAGAGCUCCGUUGGAAUUGCCCAGUACUAAGUUUCCCUUCAAAAGAACAAGAAGCAUCAUACAAUUUCCAUCAAGAUCUUGACUAUGAUGACUUGAGUUUCCCAAUCAGUCCUUCAAGCCAUGACCUUUCAAACAUGACAAAGAAGCUAAGCCACAAUGCUUAUGAGCGAGAUCGAAGAAAAAAGCUAAACGAUCUCUACUCAUCCCUCAGGUCCCUACUUCCUGAGACAGAACAAAAUAAAAAACUAAGCAUCCCGUGCACGAUAUCGCGUGUUGUGAAGUACAUACCAGAGCUGCAAAGACAAGUGCAAAGGCUUUCCAAGAAGAAGGAGGAGAUGGCAUUAAACAAAUCAAGGGAAAGGAGAAAUGUUAAUGUUAUCUCACGUAGUGAAGGCGCAAUCCAUCCGAUCAUUUCUGCAACUUGUCUUAAUAACAAACAAGUCAUGAUGCAGAUAUGUGUCUUCAACAAACAAAUCAGUAGAAUUCCUCUUUCCAAAGUACUCAGGGUUUUAGAAGUUCAAGGCCUUCAGCUCAUUGAUGGCUCAACAUUCACCACCAAGAACUCGGAUCAAACCUUUUAUAGUCUCCAUCUCCAGGCAAAGGAAACAAUCAACAUGGAUUUCCACCUCUUUUGUGACCGUCUUGUUACAGCUAUCAAGGAUCAAUCUAGUUUCGCUUCAUCAAAUGCAUGUAAUGGAGGAACCUAAAUUUCAGAAGUGAUGUUUCAGAUAUAUUUUGUGUUUUAUAUUUUAUAUAUGUGAUUAGAUUAAGUAAAGUUGAGUUGUUGUUGUUGGUAUAGAUUAUAUUACUAAGAAGGUAAUCCAAACGGUGGAGUUGAGCAACUAAACCCUAGAUAGGUGGAACGUGUUUGACACGUGACUCCACAUGCAGGCCAUGCUUCCUCUUCUGCUAGCCAUGCAGUGGCCUUUACGAGUAUUCUAUGUUUAAGCCAUGUGGACUUGUGUCGUUAUUGUUAUUUUAUUUUAAUUUUUUUUUCAUUUGUAUGUAUCACAAAUGUCUUAAAGCUAAGUGCUUAAUUGUUCUGUUUGUAUUCCAUAGGAGUUUAAAUAGAAUUAA